Molecule: messenger RNA, 2841 nt
Organism: Rhinopithecus roxellana (golden snub-nosed monkey)
Lineage: Eukaryota; Metazoa; Chordata; Mammalia; Primates; Cercopithecidae
Gene: TUB
Product: TUB bipartite transcription factor
Exons: 12
Coding region: 259-1776 (505 amino acids)
Biological process (GO): protein localization to cilium
Cellular component (GO): cilium
Source: RefSeq, a predicted model, not a curated record
CGGUGCGGUCGGCCUCCCCGCCUCCACGCGCGCGCACGCCCCGCGCACUCCCGCCGCUUCGCCGCCGCGCCGCGCAGGCAGCAGCUCGUAGAGCCAGCAGCCCGGGCCCUGGCGUGCAGCGGGGUCCUCGGCGGGGCCCAGCGCCCCGGCCCGGGAGGAUGAGGCCCGGGGCGGCCCGGGAGCUGAGCAGGGUCCCCGCGCCAGCCCCACCGGGCCCCGGCCUCCAGAGCCGCAGCCACCGCCCCGCCCCCGAGAGACAUGACUUCCAAGCCGCAUUCCGACUGGAUUCCCUACAGUGUCUUAGAUGAUGAGGGCAGAAACCUGAGGCAGCAGAAGCUUGAUCGGCAGCGGGCCCUGCUGGAGCAGAAGCAGAAGAAGAAGCGCCAGGAGCCCCUGAUGGUGCAGGCCAAUGCAGAUGGGCGGCCCCGGAGCCGGCGGGCCCGGCAGUCGGAGGAGCAAGCCCCCCUGGUAGAGUCCUACCUCAGCAGCAGUGGCAGCACCAGCUACCAAGUUCAAGAGGCCGACUCACUCGCCAGUGUGCAGCUGGGAGCCACACGCCCAACAGCACCAGCUUCAGCCAAGAGAACCAAGGCAGCAGCCACAGCAGGGGGCCAGGGUGGCGCCGCUAGGAAGGAGAAGAAGGGAAAGCACAAAGGCACCAGCGGGCCAGCAACACUGGCAGAAGACAAGUCUGAGGCCCAAGACCCAGUGCAAAUCCUGACUGUGGGCCAGUCAGACCACGCCCAGGACGCAGGGGAGACGGCAGCUGGUGGGGGCGAACGGCCCAGCGGGCAGGAUCUCCGUGCCACGAUGCAGAGGAAGGGCAUCUCCAGCAGCAUGAGCUUUGAAGAGGAUGAGGAGGAUGAGGAGAACAGCUCCAGCUCCUCCCAGCUAAAUAGCAACACCCGCCCCAGCUCUGCAACUAGCAGGAAGUCCGUCAGGGAGGCAGCCUCAGCCCCUAGCCCAACAGCUCCAGAGCAACCAGUGGAUGUCGAGGUCCAGGAUCUUGAGGAGUUUGCACUGAGGCCAGCCCCCCAGGGUAUCACCAUCAAAUGCCGCAUCACUCGGGACAAGAAAGGGAUGGACAGGGGCAUGUACCCCACUUACUUUCUGCACAUGGACCGUGAGGACGGGAAGAAGGUGUUCCUCCUGGCGGGAAGGAAGAGAAAGAAGAGUAAAACUUCCAAUUACCUCAUCUCUGUGGACCCAACAGACUUGUCUCGAGGAGGGGACAGCUACAUCGGGAAACUGCGGUCCAACUUGAUGGGCACCAAGUUCACUGUUUAUGACAAUGGAGUCAACCCUCAGAAGGCCUCAUCCUCCACUUUGGAAAGUGGAACCUUACGUCAGGAGCUGGCAGCUGUGUGCUAUGAGACAAACGUCUUAGGCUUCAAGGGGCCUCGGAAGAUGAGCGUGAUUGUUCCAGGCAUGAACAUGGUUCAUGAGAGAGUCUCUAUCCGCCCCCGCAACGAGCAUGAGACACUGCUAGCACGCUGGCAGAAUAAGAACACGGAGAGUAUCAUCGAGCUGCAAAACAAGACACCUGUCUGGAAUGAUGACACACAGUCCUAUGUACUCAACUUCCAUGGGCGCGUCACACAGGCCUCUGUGAAGAACUUCCAGAUCAUCCAUGGCAAUGACCCGGACUACAUCGUGAUGCAGUUUGGCCGGGUAGCAGAGGAUGUGUUCACCAUGGAUUACAACUACCCGCUGUGUGCGCUGCAGGCCUUUGCCAUUGCCCUGUCCAGCUUCGACAGCAAGCUGGCGUGUGAGUAGAGGCCUCUUCGUGCCCUUUGGGGUUGCCCAGCCUGGAGCGGAGCUUGCCUGCCUGCCUGUGGAGACAGCCCUGCCUACCCUCUGUAUAUAGGCCUUCUGCCAGAUGAAGUUUUGGCCCUCAGUGGGCUCCCUGGCCCAGCCAGCCAGGAACUGACUCCUUUGCCUCUGCUGCUGAGGCAGGGGAGGAGUAGUGGAGAGCGGAUGGGUGGGUGUGAAGGGAUGAAAAUAAUUCUUUCCGUGCCCCGAGAUCACACACUCCCACCCUUGGGGUAGUAGUGUGUCGUAGUCGUGCUUACCAAGCUGAAUAACCUCUUCAGCUGGGAAGGCCAGAAGAGGCAUUAGAGGGAGAGGAAGCACAAUGCAGGGCUGCUGUGGCCCAGUCAUCCGCUCAGGCAAGGAGUCAAAUGGCAUCGGGUACUUCAGCAGGUAGGGGCACAGUGAGUGUGUGUAUGUAUGAAGGCCACGUCAACUUUAUGUAGCAAAGGGCUUGGUGGCCAAGCCUGGCCCUUAAACAACUGCAGAAAGCCCUUCAACUAAAGAAGGCCUCACCCAACCCUGAGAGAAGUUGGGAGGGUGGUGGGAACAAGUAAGUGGCAGGACCCUGUCAGGAUUGCAGGUGCCUGGCUGGCUGUGGCUAUGGGAAUCAGCUGGUGGCUAGGGUUCUAGCGCAUUUGAUUUCUUCAGGUUUGCUGCGUCUCACAGAAGGCAGGUAGGAACCCAGCUGUCUUAGUGGAGGGGCCCUGCAGGACACAAGCUCAGCAUGCAGAAGUGCAUGAACGGGGUCCCUGGAUCAGGGUUGUUCUGGGAGUUCUCUCAGCUGCCCCAGGAGCUCUCUGCUGAGCAGCCCAGCACAACCCCCAGGAAAUACAGAUGCGGUCCAGGUCACCAGCUGACUGCACACAGCUAGGCAUGCCUGGGGAUCCUGCUGCCAGAGAACCAUUCUCAGGCCAUGGCAUGCUCCUUGAAGAAUUCUCUUUCUCUCUCUCUUGACCCAACUCUCUGUCUCUCUCGACCCAACUAACUCUCUCGACCCAACUAACUCUCUCUCUCUCCUCUCUCUCUCUC